This is a messenger RNA of Pseudovirgaria hyperparasitica, 1349 nucleotides long. Its product is annotated as GDP-mannose transporter. The transcript is spliced from 4 exons. Gene Ontology annotation, molecular function: antiporter activity; GDP-mannose transmembrane transporter activity. Lineage: Eukaryota; Fungi; Ascomycota; Dothideomycetes; Acrospermales; Acrospermaceae. Gene Ontology annotation, biological process: transmembrane transport. Gene Ontology annotation, cellular component: Golgi apparatus. Bases 140 to 1249 code for a protein of 369 amino acids. The record is from RefSeq and is a predicted model, not a curated record.
CCCAUUCGCUGCAACGCGCCGGCAUUCCAGCCAAGCAUACGACGUCGCACCUAACCUUGGACUGAUCGAGCACUUGUCAGACUCGAGACCCUCUAUUCCACCACGAAGCAACUUCGACGAUAGAUCCCGACCAAAUAUAAUGGCAGACGAGAAGAAGCGGGGAGACCUACCGGCCAAUGCAACAGCUCCGCGCGCAGCAUCUCCACGGCCUGUCGCAGGCAGUGUUGCACAUAACCCAAUUUUACCAGUACUGGCUUACUGUGGUUCUUCAAUCUUGAUGACCACGACGAACAAAUUCGUAGUCUCAGGCUCAGGGUUCAACUUGACAUUCUUCCUGCUCGCCGUACAAUCGAUUGUGUGUGUUGUCGCGAUACAGAGUUGCAAGACUGGAGGACUGAUCACAUACCGAGACUUCAAGACCGAUGAGGCGAAGAGAUGGUUUCCCAUCACGCUUCUCCUCAUCGGCAUGAUCUAUACCAGCAUGAAAGCAAUGCGCUACCUGUCCAUCCCAGUUUACACGAUCUUCAAGAACCUGACAAUCAUUUUGAUUGCAUACGGCGAGGUACUGUGGUUCGGUGGAAGUGUUACCGGCAUGGCCCUCUUCUCGUUCGGCCUGAUGGUUCUCAGUUCUGUGAUUGCUGCAUGGGCGGAUGUUCAGCACGCGCUAACUAGCUCUCUCAACGCCAGCACUGAGGUUUCCAAUCUCAAUGCUGGCUACAUCUGGAUGGGGUUAAACUGCUUUUGCAGUGCCAGCUAUGUGCUGGGAAUGCGCAAGCGCAUAAAGCUUACCAACUUCAAAGACUUCGAUACCAUGUUUUACAAUAACCUCCUAUCUAUCCCAGUCCUCCUUGUCGCCUCCGUUUUCAUGGAGGACUGGUCGAGCGCGAACAUCGAGAAGAACUUCCCCGUGGAGUCGCGCCAUACGCUUGCCAUAUCCUGGAUAUUCUCCGGUCUCUCGACUGUCUUCAUCUCCUAUACAUCCGCCUGGUGUGUCCGUACUACAUCCUCUACAACCUACUCCAUGGUGGGCGCUUUGAACAAGCUGCCCAUCGCUCUGAGCGGACUCAUAUUCUUCGACACCCCCGUUACUCUCGGCUCUGUAUCUGCAAUCUUUGUCGGCUUCGUCAGUGGCAUCGUGUACGCCAUCGCUAAGCUCCAGCAAAACAACAAGCCCAAGCCUGUACUGCCAGUCAGUGCCCCGCGUAUGAGCGCCAGCAGUCGAAGCGCCACCGACAGCUACAAAGCUUGAACCCCCUCUACGACAUUUAUAAUGCGUUGCAAUCCUUUAGACCGUACCCACUAAAAGCAGAUUGGGGGCAAUGACUGCAUGAGCGCAUGAAGAUUGACGA